This is a messenger RNA of Xiphias gladius (swordfish), 4294 nucleotides long. RefSeq names its product BRCA1 interacting protein C-terminal helicase 1 (gene brip1). The record is from RefSeq and is a predicted model, not a curated record. Bases 283 to 4071 code for a protein of 1262 amino acids. Gene Ontology annotation, molecular function: DNA binding; hydrolase activity, acting on acid anhydrides, in phosphorus-containing anhydrides; ATP binding. The transcript has 21 exons. Gene Ontology annotation, biological process: nucleotide-excision repair; double-strand break repair involved in meiotic recombination. Lineage: Eukaryota; Metazoa; Chordata; Actinopteri; Istiophoriformes; Xiphiidae. Gene Ontology annotation, cellular component: nucleus.
UGUCAAGUAUUCAAAUGUGAUUUUCGAGAGCGGGAAGAAUUAUGGGAAGCGUAGAGUGAAUGGAAACAGCUUGUGUUCGGAAAAGUCGUUUUUGAUAUUGUGAGAACAUGUUCCUGUUUCCAGUAUUACCAGUCCAACCAUGGACUAUGGAUACCAGCAAUGAAUCCAAGUAACGUUAGAAAACUUAGCAUUGGCAUUAGCUCUUGCUAGGUAGUCAGCAAUUACUAAACUAGCUAACUCUCUCAAGUCGCAGAAAUAUUUCUGUGAAGCAGCAACAGGAACAUGGCCACAUCCCCAGUGGAAUACACCAUUGGAGGGGUUAAGAUCCACUUCCCCUGCAAGGCUUACCCAUCCCAGCUGGCCAUGAUGAAUUCAAUCAUACGAGGGCUGAACUAUGGGCAGAACUGUUUGCUGGAGAGUCCCACAGGAAGUGGAAAGAGCUUGGCGUUGCUCUGCUCUGCUCUGGCCUGGCAGCAGGCUAAGUUUGUUAAACUUCAAGGAGGAGGAAGCCAAAUGGAGAACAAGAGCCAGUCAGAUAAAAACUCUGAAGACUGUAAGAAGUCAGAUGUCAUCACUCUCUGUCAGUGUGUGUGCCACAGCAAAAGCAGUAGGGCCUCAGCUACAACAGCAGUCAAAUCUGCUGUCGUGGACCUCACUGUAUCACCGUGUAAAGAGGUGGCACAACAAAUGCCUCCAGCACCUGAACAUAUUUUUUUUUGUAUUGCUUUAGUGCUGUUACAAGAGGAGUUGCAGCCCAAGAAACAGUCUAUAGCCUCUCGUCUGUCUGAGAAAUUCCAGUCUUCCCUCAGCUCUGACUGCAAGAAAGACGACGACUUCCAGCCAGACAGGAAACGCGUUCGCACUGCUCAGCACAAGAGACAGAAAAAGCAGCGUCUGGAGCAGGGAGUGAUAUUCAUAGAUGAUGAGCAAGAGCUGGACAAUGAGCCUUCAGAUCAGAGUUUGACCACAGAACCAAACAACCCCGCAGUUGGUUUGUCCUCAUUAUGCAGUGCCCCAGAACCCUGCUCCCAGUGCCCAUGUAAUUCAACCAAAGAGAGCGUGAAGGAAAAAGACAAAGAUGGCAAAAAGAAGAUUCCUAAGAUCUUCUUUGGCACUCGCACACAUAAACAGAUAGCUCAGAUUGCACAUGAGCUAAAACGCACUGUUUACUCCAAUGUGCCAAUGACCAUUUUAUCCAGCAGAGAUCACACCUGUGUCAACCCAGACGUGGCGCCUCACUCCAACCGCAAUGAACGCUGUAAGGACCUGCUGGAGGCCAAGGAUGGCAGGUCAUGCCGCUACUACCAUGGGGUCCAGAGGAUGCGGGACCAAUGCACACUACAACGGGUCCAUGGACUACAUGAAGCCUGGGACAUUGAGGACCUGGUUGCACUGGGAAAAAGGCUCCGCUCAUGCUCUUACUACGCUGCCCGCGAACUUAUGCAGCAGGCCUCCAUCAUCUUCUGCCCAUAUAACUACCUGCUGGACCCAAUGAUCAGAGAGAGUAUGGAGAUCGACCUGGCGGGCCAGAUCUUGGUGCUGGAUGAAGCCCACAACAUUGAGGACUGUGCAAGGGAAAGUGCCAGCCUCACGUUAGACCGAAACAGUCUGUUGAUGUCAAGAGAUGAGUUGGAUGGCAUGGUCAAAAACAACAUCAGAUGCUCAGGACAUGAAUCACUCAGAGACUUCUGCUGCAGCCUGAUCAACUGGAUCCAGGACAGCCAAAGCCUGAUGUGUGAAAGAGGAUAUGAGACUUCAAAUAAAGUCUGGAAUGGGAAGGAUAUACUAGGCAUCUUUCACAGCCUGGGCAUCACUGUGGAUACUUUUAGCAUUCUGAAGCAAAACUUGGCAGCAGUGCUGGAGAAGGAGGAGUGUGUUGGCUUGGCUAAUGGUAAAGAGGAUCUGGUGCAGAUCCCGACCAUCAGCUCAGCUACCUCCACUGUUCUCAAAAACCUCUUCAUGGUUAUGGAUUUCCUCUACAGGGACAACUGCAGGUUUGCUGAAGACUACCGGAUAGCCCUGCAGAAGAGCUACGCUUGGAUGAACCAGGUCCCACCUGAUGUCACUGAUGCCCAGGGCUUUUUUGUCCGGCCACGCCGCAGACAACGCCAGAGCAUCCGAGUCAAGACAGAAGUCUUAACACUCAGCUUCUGGUCCCUCAACCCCGCUGUGGCAUUCUCUGACUUGAGUGGGUCGGUGCACAGCAUUGUGCUGACAUCAGGAACCCUAUCACCCAUGGGCUCCUUCUCUUCUGAACUUGGGGUGAAGUUCUCCAUCCAGCUAGAGGCAAAUCAUGUUAUUAACAAGUCCCAGGUUUGGGUGGGCACUGUUGGUGCAGGACCCCAAGGCAGAAAACUCUGUGCUACCUUUCAACAUGCUGAAACAUAUGCCUUCCAGGAUGAGGUGGGUGCCCUGCUGCUCCAUGUAUGCCAGGUUGUGGCCAAGGGUGUGCUCUGCUUUUUGCCUUCUUACAAGAUGCUGGACAAGCUGCGGGAUCGAUGGUCCAACACUGGUCUCUGGGAGAAGCUAGAACAAAAGAAAACUGUGAUCACAGAGCCCCGCGGUGGUGGCAAGGGGGAGUUUGACGAACUGCUUCAGACUUACUACGGUGCCAUCAAAUACUGUGAGGAAAAAGGUCAGACUGAUGGUGCAUUGCUGAUUGCUGUAUGUAGGGGUAAAGUGAGUGAAGGACUAGACUUCACAGAUGACAAUGCCAGGGCAGUGGUCACCAUUGGAAUUCCCUUCCCAAACAUCAAAGACCUCCAGGUUGAACUGAAGAUGAAGUACAAUGACCAGCACUGCAAGUCCAGAGGUCUUCUCCCAGGCCAUCGAUGGUACGAGAUUCAGGCCUACAGAGCUCUAAACCAGGCCCUGGGGAGGUGUAUCCGCCACAGGAAUGACUGGGGUGCUCUAAUACUUGUGGAUGACCGUUACAGUAAUAAUCCUAAUAAGUACAUCACAGGUCUGUCAAAAUGGGUUCGCCAGCUUGUCCAGCAUCAUGACACUUUCAGCAAUGCAAUGCGGUCUCUGGUAGCAUUCUCUCAAGUGCAGCAGAAAGUGGAGGUGGCCCCUGCAGACAGCCAGACACCCUGCUCUACGUCCUUAUCUCCAGACAGUCACUUGCCAGUAACUGUAGAGGGACAGGGUCUGCCCAAGGCCUCGCAACCUCAGACACGUUGCUCAUGUGUCAAACUGCCUGAACCCCAGCAGGACACAAGCCUCUCGACCUUCCAUUUUUUUUCUAGUACACAGUUGAAAACUGGACAAAAUGAAAAAGCAGAAUGGUUGAAGAUGAUGCACGGUUUCCCAGCAGAACCACUCUCUCAUAAAACAAAAACAGCUCAGCCUCUGUACCACGGUUCCACCUCCAGCCCCAUCAGCAACUGCUUCAAGAAGGCAGUCUUUAAAGAACAAGCACCCAGCCAGUACUUGGAAGCACGUAAUAAUUUUGAGCACAAGGAGAACCACCAGAUUUCCUCUCCACAGAAGAAGACUGAGGUUUCUUCUCUUAAACAAGGGGCUACAGACAUGUCCAGUGAAAUCAUAGUUGAACCAUACGAUCUUGCUCUGGUGCCAUCUACAGUAACGAUCUCUGCCAGCUGUGAAAGUGAAGCACCCUCAGCCUACAAUCCCGAAGAAGAUGAAAUGGACGAGGACCAGACCGUCUUCUUUACUCCAGAACUUUUCGAGGACGAAGGAAACGAAGGCAGCCCACAGAAGGAGACAAAGAUAGAGUCGCCUCCAAGGAUGGUUUUAGGAGCAGAGAUCUCUGCUCUGCCGUCAGAAGAACUUUUUAGCUCAGAGCAGGCCCAAAGGCAGGGGCAAGCCUCUGCUUUUGAUGGAAAGUGUGCUAUUUCAAUCAAUAAGGAGAGCACAGAGCUGUCACUGGGAUGCAAAGAAAAAAUUAGAAGACAGAAGCAAAGUGAUGAGGAGGAGCAGGUGGAUAACCAGAGCAGGAAGACAGGCAGUAGGCUCCGAAGGCUGUCCAGGUCUAGGCAGAGACGUCCUUCCACUCCAACAGUUCGUCUUAUACAAGUGACCAAGAAUGUUAUACCUGCCUCAGGUAACUAGUCCUCACACUAUUACCGUGUGUACAGAAAAUGAUGAGGCUUCAGCCAAGCCAGCUCCCAUCUGAAAUCAGCUUCUUAUUUAGUGUGACAGAACAUUAUAUUAAGGCCAUUAAGGCCUGUUCUCAGUUAACACAUAACUAACGAACAUUUUUGAAGAUGCAGUGGUGAUUGAAUGUGAAUUUUAAUAAAUCAUUAAAAUACAAAACCAAGUACAUCUUCAUUUG